CAACUUUCGUCGUGAGGCUUAGAAGAAGUGUUACAGAGAGAGCCACGCGUCCUUUCUUUGGGAUAAAAAAGAAAAGGGAUCUUUAAUCAUCUUUAUUACUGAAAUCUGUGUUUUCUACCAUCAUAAUCAUCCUUAAGUAUCAUUAUUAGGUUCUUGAAAACUUGUAUUGAUUUUAUGUAUGGAAAAAUUGCCAGUAGAUCUCUGUCUCAAGAUUUUCAGUUGGCUAGAUCAUCAGAACCUUGCAACUGCCCAACAAGUUUGCAAGAAGUGGAAGGCGUUGGCGUCACAGGAUGCACUGUGGUCUAAUCUCUUCAAGGAGAGAUGGAGAGGAAAUAAUGCUGCAUUCUUUGCCCCUGUCGACUCAAAAUCAUGGAAAGAUGUCUAUGAAGUUCAGGAUCGUUGUGAUCGAGUUGGACUGGGCCUGAAGAUAAUCAGAGAAGGUGGUGACUACUAUCUUGUUCACCAAGGAGAAAUCCAACGCUAUUUGGGUUCGAGGAGACAGAAUAAAAGGGCAUUUAGUUCUUCUUUAAGUUCAAAAGGAAUGCUCAUUGGAGACAAAUCCAUGAAAGAAGAGGAACCCUCCAACCAAGUUAAACCUUGUAAAUAGGCGAACUUUAAUAAAUAUUCGGAAAAAGCGGACUGCAUUACCUGUUACUCCCCUAAUCGAACAGUACCUUUAUGAGCUCGACACCACCGAACAAGGAUCUGAGCUAGGUGUUAGCACUUCAGUGAUCAAUUUGAAACAGUUAAAGAAGAUAAAGCUGAAUAAAGGCAAGAGACAUGCUAGCUUCUCUUCCGCUCCUCCAGCUCCUGCUCUGACUUUGAUUUCCAAUGAUAUGCCCGAGGUCAAUAUGGCUUCUGCUGAUCCGAUCUUGGAACUUAAUUUCGAGGACUAGUCCCUAGUGUUACGCUCUCCUUCUCCUGUUUAGAAUCUAGGGAAGCGUCCUCGGUUAGUAGACGAAGAUGAUUGUGUGGAAAUCGGUACUCCCCUAGGUCGUUGUCCCGAUCCUCGGCCUUAUCUGGAAAAGAAGUAUAGGGCAAGUCCAACGGUUCAUACCCUUUCCUUGGCGGAGGAGCUCGCUAAACUCCUUUCUUUCAAUGCUGAUAUUCGAGAGCUUGAUAAUAUGCAUCCUUCUGAGUUUUAUGCUCAAGAGAUGUCCCUUAUCCUUCAGGCUGUAACUUUAGAAAAUGCUCGGAAGCAUUAUGAGAGGCAGUUGAGUGAGCUCCCAUGAUUGGAUGAAGGCUGAGAAUGCUAAGCAUAUCCUUCAGAAGCAAGCUGAAGAGUUCGCUACUAAGGAGCACAAAUGGGAAGACGAGCUGCAUACGACAAAUGCUCAAUCAGAAAAUGCUACUACUCAACUUAGCUCUAUCAUAGCUGAGAAAAGGGAUGCAGAUUUUCGUAUUGCCGAGCUACAACUGGAAUGUGCCACUAUUCAGAGAUGGCGUUUCUUCUAUCUAGCUAUGAGGAGGUUGUUAAAGAGGUUAUGAAGGCUAAGUUUUAUGAUGCUGGCUUGACCUUUGAUGAGCAUAGUUUUACACAUAUUUGCUUGCAUAUUAUUGCGUAUGUUCUUAGCAAUUAUUGUGCUUUUAUUCCCAGAUCACCCGUGUUUUAUGUUCUUUUGCAUUUCAGGAACAUUUAUAGGA
Messenger RNA from Ricinus communis (castor bean), 1644 nucleotides. Its product is annotated as F-box/WD repeat-containing protein pof10. Gene Ontology annotation, molecular function: protein binding. Gene Ontology annotation, cellular component: SCF ubiquitin ligase complex. Gene Ontology annotation, biological process: SCF-dependent proteasomal ubiquitin-dependent protein catabolic process. The record is from RefSeq and is a predicted model, not a curated record. The transcript has 6 exons. Lineage: Eukaryota; Viridiplantae; Streptophyta; Magnoliopsida; Malpighiales; Euphorbiaceae. Bases 179 to 607 code for a protein of 142 amino acids.